AUGUCAGGAAAUCAGAAAGAUGGCAAGCUGACAACCCCCUCCUAUCGUCCCAUGCCUUCUAUCCCUUUGCCCAACGGUAGCACAGCUAACGGGAUGAGUGAUCCAACAACUUCCAGCAUCGGCAGCGCGACCAGUCCGAAACUCGAGCCACCUCCUUCGCCUCAUGCCAACCGCAAGAAACACAGACGGAAAAAGAGCACGGGCAUCACAAAGCCAGACGGCUUAUCUGCAGGCAAUGAAGAGCAAGAGGAUUCCUUUGAGUUCAUCAUCGUGUCGCUGACGGGUCAGACGUGGAACUUUGAAGCGUCCACGUACGAGGAGAGAGAGCUGUGGGUCCAAGCGAUCGAGAGCCAGAUCUUCGCCAGCCUGCAGUCGUGUGAGAGCAUAAAAAAUAAGUCUCGGUUAGGAAGCCAAAGUGAUGCGAUGGCCAUUCAGUCCAUACGUAACGUGAGGGGGAACAGCUUCUGUGUGGACUGUGACGCACCCAACCCAGACUGGGCCAGUUUGAACCUGGGCGCCCUGAUGUGCAUCGAGUGCUCGGGCAUCCACAGGAACCUGGGCACCCACCUGUCCCGUGUCCGCUCCCUGGACCUGGACGACUGGCCGGUGGAGCUCAGCAUGGUCAUGACCGCCAUCGGGAACGCGAUGGCCAACAGCGUGUGGGAGGGCGCCCUGGAAGGCUACAACAAGCCGGGGAGCGACAGCACCAG
Molecule: messenger RNA, 710 nt
Organism: Paralichthys olivaceus (Japanese flounder)
Lineage: Eukaryota; Metazoa; Chordata; Actinopteri; Pleuronectiformes; Paralichthyidae
Source: RefSeq, a predicted model, not a curated record